This is a messenger RNA of Prorocentrum cordatum, 984 nucleotides long. NCBI's taxonomy places the organism in Eukaryota, Dinophyceae, Prorocentrales, Prorocentraceae. The record is from the annotation of a GenBank genome assembly.
AUGUGGCUGCCGCGCCCGUUCACGUGUGGCUCAAGCUCUGGCUCGAAGCAUCCUGUCUUAAGUUUGGAGGGAAACCCAUCCCCCCGCCCAACGGCUUAUAUUCCAUUCCUUUUCACGCCACACUCUGCGGUGGUGCCCACCAUGAGCGCGUGCCGCGUCGCGUCCUUCGUGUCGGGGCCCGUGAUCCGCUGCGCCCUGCUCGGCCUCCUCGUCUCCGCGCUGCUGACCGCGGCCUGCCUCUCCGCCUCCGGCGGGGACGCGGGCCAGAAGGUGGCCGCGGCGCUCGAGGAGACGUGGCUGGUCGUGGCCCUGCUCGUCGUCCACCUCGUGGUCUCCCGGCUCCGCGGCGACGCCCCCCCGAAGCCGCACAAGAAGAAGGCGGGCGCCGCCCCCGAGGGGCGCGGCCGCGAGGCCGCCCUCGCCCCCGCGCCCGGCGGGGCGGCGGCGCGCGGCGCCCCCUCGGGGGACGACGCGCUCCGCGCGGAGGCCAUCGGGAAGCUCACCACGAGGGUCCGCGCCCAGGUGAAGGCGGGCGACAUGGCGGGCGCCGAGGAGUCGAUGCGGGAGAUGCGCGAGGUCGGCGGUGCGCCGGGGCGCCUGCGCAGGCCCUGCUGGGCGGUGGCGUUCGGGGAGGUGGUGGGCGGCUACGUCCGCGAGGGCAGCGCCGCGAAGGCGAGCGAGUGGCUCGGCGAGUUCGCGGCGUGCGUGCCCGCCAUCCGUCCCAGCACCGCGUGCGUGAACUCGGUGAUCGUCGCCCUGUGCGCGAGCGGCGACCCGGCCUCCGCGGAGGCCUGGGUCGAGAGGAUGCCCGAGAUCGGGAUCCGGGUGGGCGAGGACACGUUCUCCAGCCUCAUCAGCGGCUGCGUGCGGGCGGGCGACGUGCCCCGCGGCAUCCGCUGGCUCCGUGAGAUGCGGAAGGCGAAGCUGCGCCCGAGCGCCGAGCUGAACUCGCUGAUGGUGCAGGCGUGCGCGGGGGACUGCUAG